UGUGUGUGUGUGUGUGUGUGUGUGUGUGUGUGUGUGCGUGUGAGUGUGUGUGUGCGUGUGAGUGUGUGAAUGAGUGUGUGUGUCUGCGCGUGUGCGUGCACGCGCACGCGCGUGUGUGUGUGUGUGUGUGUGUGUGUGUGUGUGUGUGUGUGUGUGUGUGUGUGUGUGUGUGUGCUUCCUCCCUGCAGCUUCAUCCUCUUCCUCACGGCCUGCUGACCCCGCGGCUCCCGGCUGGAGGCGGACACAUUCCUCUGUCCUCCCCCAGGACCGGAGCGUGACGGAGGGACAGAGGGCGGGCCGGGCCGACCCGGGCCAGGGGGGAGCGGCCCGGGUCGGCUUUAUUUAGGAGGACCGGCAGCAGGACGGGACGCUGCAGCUCUCAGACUCAGCAGCCGGUUCUGGAGCAGAUCACUGAAUGUUUGUGUGCUCUCAGCUGGCACUCCAGUUCUGUUGGACCCGAUUAAAACAAAGGAAGGAUGUUGGGUUGGGGAGGAUCGGAACCGCCUUCUCUGCCUCAGAGCUGAGCAGAACCAGAACUCGCCUGUUAGGGAGGAAUGCGGCCCUCCGGUUCUGGUUCUAGAAGCCAGCGCCGGGCCGGGUCCGCUCAGUGACAUGGGCCCCCGGGGUCCCAGGUCCAGGUGAGCGGCACCGGGCCGGGCCAUGGCCCGCCAGGACGCGGUGAGGUGUCUGCGCUGCCUGCUGUACGCCCUCAACCUGCUGCUCUGGCUCAUGUCGGUGUGUGUGCUCGGCGUGGCAGCAUGGAUCAGAGACACCCUGAGCUCCGUCCUGACCCUGACAGCCCACACCAGGUUGGAGGAAGCCGCCGUCCGCUCGUACUCUGCGGCCGUCCACCCCGUCUUCAUCUCCGUCUGCUGCCUCCUCCUCAUCCUCAGCAUGGUGGGCUACUGCGGCGCGCUGCGCUGCCGCCUGCUGCUGCUCUGCUGGGUACAUCUGGACCACAUAGAUCUAGAGCACCGGGAGCAUCUGGAAUGUCCAGAUCUACAUCUAGCACAUCCACAACAUUUGAACAAACAUUGGACCCCCAGUCAGGCUGGACCGGGUCACCAGAACCAGAGGCUCGCACUCAGCUACCAGUACUUCUGCAGCCUGCUGGUGAUCUUCUGUGUGGAGCUGGCCUCUGCAGUUUGGACCUACGACGAGCCCUCAGUCCAGCGAGCCGACAUGAUAAGCCUGAAGUCCCGGAUGCCUGACUACAGCCUGCAGCGCGACCAGUGGCUCACACACACAUGGGACAGCUUCCAGACACAAUUCCAGUGCUGUGGGGUGAUCUACUUCACCGACUGGCUGGAGAUGACAGAGAUGGAGUUUCCUCCUGACUCCUGCUGCACCAAUCAGUUCCCUGGCUGUGCUGGCCACGCCCACCAGCAUGACCUCAGUGACUUGCACCAGGAAGGCUGCGGUCCAAAGGUCUACCGCUUCAUCAGGGGAACUAAGCCUCUGCAGGUUCUGCGUUUCUUGGGGGUUUCUAUCGGCGUGGCACAGAUCCUGGCCAUGGCGCUCACCCUCACGCUGCUUUGGGCGCUGUACUACGGCCGCCACCUUCAGCAGCCAGACGCAUACAGAACCCCUGGGCCGCCUGGAGAGUCUGGUUCAGUCGUAGCUACCAACGCAACCAGCGUCGGCGACCGGGUCGGACCGCGAGAUCAGAGGGCUGCUGAGGCCGGAUCGGAGGACCUGGAGGCGCCCGGCGCCGCAUGGAAAGGGUUCUACUGACUCCACCCUACACAACCACAGAAUCUGGAGAAAUCUGGGAGCCAUGAACCAGGAGGUAGCCAGAGCUGGAGACAGCUUGGUGGUCCUGGAGACGGUCUACGGCCAGUGGACCAGUGGAGCUCCACUGGUCCACUGGUCCAGAAAACCACGGAGGAGUCGGACCUGACGAGGCUCCGUGUCAGGAUGUUUGCUGUUGCUGCUGCAAACGAUCUGCCAGGAGGAACGGAGCAGAACCCGAGCCAGAAACUCCUUGGCGCUGCUCUGACUGGAUGGUACAGAGACGGAAAAAUCCCCAUCAGUUGAGGUUGAGUGUCCAGAGGACCAGCAAUAACCUUUGAACCCGUCAUCUAGAAGGUCAUUUCAGGAACUGAACUGUUGCUUCACUCCCUAAUGGACACCUGGACCUGUUGGUGUUGCCUAUAGCCGACCUGAGGCCGCUGCAGUCAGGCUUCAAGGGUCGGGCGAUUCUGUGAAACCUACUGGACUGUUGACCUGCUGGACUGUUGACCUGCUGGACGAUGGUUGAUGGUUGGUGGUUGGGUCAGAAUGAUGGAGGCCAGGAGAAGUGAUAAUAAUGGACUUUAUUGAACUGAUAAAUAAUCACUCCUGGUUGCUCCACACAUGCAUGGCUUUAGGAAUCUUUCACAACCAGAGAGUUGGACUGAAUCCAUCUGGCCAAAGCAGAACCACAGGAGCAAAAUGAAGGCUGGAUCAGCAUCAUCAUCACUUCCUGCUCUGAAAGCAGGAAGUGAUGCGGGGAGUUUCCAUCCUCAGCCUGGUCAUCAUGAGGAAGAGGCGUCCAGUCAAGAGUCGCUCAGGUUUUAAAGACCUUUAUGAAUCUCAUAAAAACAUUAAUAACAGAAUGACUCAUGUGAACGGAAAUAUUCCAGCCUGUUGCCUCACUGGAACGCAGCAUCCAGGCAGGAAGUGAUGGAGGAGAACUAGCUGCUAACAGCUGCCGUGCUCUAAGCUAGAAGCUAGCAGCUAACAGGCUAUUUCCACUAAUUUUUUUAAGUGAUUUUAUGGAGGUUUAUUCUAAUAAACAAUGAAGGACAAUAA
Poeciliopsis prolifica (blackstripe livebearer) is the source of this 2793-nucleotide messenger RNA. RefSeq names its product tetraspanin 12 (gene tspan12). Gene Ontology annotation, cellular component: membrane. The transcript is spliced from 7 exons. Lineage: Eukaryota; Metazoa; Chordata; Actinopteri; Cyprinodontiformes; Poeciliidae. The record is from RefSeq and is a predicted model, not a curated record. The coding region runs from base 661 to 1734 and encodes 357 amino acids.